AUGCAUCAGUCUUGGCAAGACAAGGUCUCAAAGGGCGCCACUUUGAUCAAUUUCGUCACCACGCGCCAACGCUACGUCAAAAUCAUCGUUAUCUUCGUCAGUUUCAUCUGCCUACUCACGCUAUGGGAAUUCUGGUCAGACUUGUCCUUUGCAUAUAAAAGAGUUACUUCGUCGAGCUCGGCGGAACAGUCUGCUGCUGAACUGAAUUCUUCAUCAAAUGCCACCUUGGAGAAUAGCGCUCAGUAUGAACCAACUUCUCAGACAAGCGAGUUCUGGGAACAACUUCUCGAUGAGUUUUACGCAGCAGAACCUCAUGGCCACAAAAUUUUACCUCCUCAGAAGCUUUCACGGGAUAAAUUCGACCCUCACGCCGACGAUCCACAGCUUCAUACAGACUGGUUGGAGGUAGCUGGAGAGGAUAUUGAAUCCUUGAAGGAAAAUCAUGAAGCAUUUGUGCAAAGUAUUCGCCAUCUUGUUCCCAAACUACCCUUCAAACGCAACACCAAGGGGAUUGUUAUUACUUCCCAAGGGUCAAGGUUUGGUGUCGCAGCUACCGCUGUCGUAAUGUUGCGAAAUGUGGGAUCGCGUCUACCUAUACAGCUAUUCCUCGACUCCGCGAGCGAGGAGGAAUAUCAAAAAUGCACUGAUACGUUGGCUGGAAUGCAGGUUGAAUGCCUCAACAUGGACGAGUUUCUACAGCUUCCACCAAAUUCUACGGUGACGAAGAAGCCAGAUGUCGAAAGAUUUCAGUACAAGCCCUUAUCGAUUAUUUUCUCCAGUUUCCAGGACGUCUUGUUCCUCGAUUCCGACGCUUUUCCCAUCAGAAACCCCGAUCACCUUUUAACCACAGAGCCCUAUAAAACUUACGGACUAGUGACAUGGCCGGAUUUUUGGCUGCCCACGAUAUCUCCUCUAUUUUACAAGAUUGCAGGGGCAAAGAUGCCAAAUGUAACUAUUGAGUCCAGAAGUUCCGAGUCUGGCGUGAUGCUCUACAACAAAGCGAGACACGCAGAUAGUCUCUUGCUGGCAGCCUACUACAACUUUUACGGUAGCAAAUUCUACUACCAGCUUCAUUCGCAGGGUGCUUGGGGAUCAGGCGACAAGGAGACAUUCAUGCAGAGUGCGUUAGUACUAGGCAAUCCAUUCUGGCAGGUGUCUACACCUCCAAAGGAGAUUACAGACGGGAGUAUCAACUGGGGAAGCGGCAUCUGGCAGGCGGAUCCAGAACAGGACUGGAAGCUACAGAAACAGCGAGGUCAAAAUAUGACCACGGUCGCUGCGAGAAAACAAAGGCUAAGACAGGGAGAUGAGGAGGUCAGCGUCACGAGUGCAAUGUUUGCCCAUCUCAACAGGGUCAAAUUCGAUAUAACCCAUCCGAUGGAGAUGGUGGAGAGCUUGGCGCCGGAGAGUCCAGAUGGAAGGCUACAAAGGCUAUGGGGAAAUGAUGUUGAAAAGAUCACGGAUGUUGCUGGAUAUGAUCUGGAAAGGGUCAUAUGGGAGGAGGUCAUCAAGGUGAAUUGUGAUCGAAUGAUUAUGGAUGAAUGUGAAAGGAUACGAAAAUAUUAUGAGGCAACAUUUAGUUAG
Messenger RNA from Fusarium sp. VM40, 1584 nucleotides. The record is from the annotation of a GenBank genome assembly. NCBI's taxonomy places the organism in Eukaryota, Fungi, Ascomycota, Sordariomycetes, Hypocreales, Nectriaceae.